Messenger RNA from Vicia faba (fava bean), 1146 nucleotides. NCBI's taxonomy places the organism in Eukaryota, Viridiplantae, Streptophyta, Magnoliopsida, Fabales, Fabaceae. The record is from the annotation of a GenBank genome assembly.
AUGCUUAUUUGCACUGAGCACUUGGAACAAUUGCAAAACUGGACAUUAGACCAAAGAAUUAAAACUCGUCUAGAAGAUACUGGUUUUCCACGUUUAAGCGAACUUGGAAAAUGUCAACAUGAUAACCAGCUUCUGGAAUAUGUGGUAUCCCAUUUUAAUCCCAACACAUGUGGAUUUGAAUUUGGUGAUACAAAAUUAGUUUUUAGCUUGAAAGAUGUGCUCAAAAUUACAGGCUUGCACAUUACAGGCAAGCCUGUCACUGGGAUUGAUGAUGACAUGAUUUUUUGGUCCAACAAAUAUUUUGGACAAGAUUUGAACUUUAAAAAACAAGGUUCGUCCUUAUUCAAAAGUUCUUCUAAGGGUGAUGCUGAUACUCUCUAUCUUCCACUGCUUUAUAAUGUUGGAGAAAUAAAAGAUUAUGCCUGGGGUGCUGCAGCUCUUGCACACCUAUACUGUUCUAUGAAAAAUAUUAAAGAAAAGGGUAUAAAGCAUCUGCACGGGAUUGCAUUGUCCCUGCAGGUCUUUAUAUUCCUACGUCUGAAAAACAUCAAGGACUUACGCAAGUUACCGAGUUUGAAUGUCGCAAAUGAACAACUUCCGUUGAUCGGUGAUUGGUCACGUCAUUUAGAACAAUUUACCUUGAACAAAAGUAAAAAGGUAGAUUAUUUGGAUUUAAUUAACAAAAUAACUGCUAAAGAGGUUAACUACAAUCCAUAUGAUGAUAUUCAAUUUCCGGACAAGGAAGAAUAUUCAACUUUCGAGUUGGAAAAAAGAGUUUGUUGUAAAUCAACCUUACAACAAACUUAUCUCAUCAACUUUAAUGAGGUUGCAUUUUUUCAACCGCAUAAGUUUAAAAAACAAUAUUCUAAUGCAUGUGUCGGGGAUAAACAUUACAAACACAAAUGGAAAUUGUACCCAAGAGGUGGUCGAAAGGGGAAAGAUUGGCAAGAGAGGAAAAAUUAUAGAAAAUAUAUCAAUCAUUGGAACAUAAGUUGUUUAGCUAAAAGACCACAACUUGAAAGAGGACAAGAUUUUGUAAUGAGUGAUUGUAUUGAAGAUGCAGGAGAUAACAAUGAAGACGGGGAAGAAACAAAGAUCAAGGAGACACUAGGCAAGUGGAAGCAACAUGUACCCAUUCUUGUUUAG